Molecule: messenger RNA, 2172 nt
Organism: Parastagonospora nodorum SN15
Lineage: Eukaryota; Fungi; Ascomycota; Dothideomycetes; Pleosporales; Phaeosphaeriaceae
Exons: 11
Coding region: 1-2172 (723 amino acids)
Molecular function (GO): chitin binding; monooxygenase activity; oxidoreductase activity, acting on paired donors, with incorporation or reduction of molecular oxygen
Source: RefSeq, a predicted model, not a curated record
AUGUGGUCUGUACUUUCUGUUGGUGUGAUUGCAAUUCGACUCGCGACCACGGCUGUUGAAGCUGCUGUUGCACCAGGUGAAGUGAAUUGUCGCUACACUACAACAUCUAGCGCGAGUGUAAACUACUAUACAUGCACCGAGUUGGCGGACUGGUACUACAUAACAGUUGAGCAAUUCUUCUUGUGGAACCCGACCGUGAACAAGGAAUGCUCCAAUGUUAAGCCGAACACCGAGUAUUGCGUUGAUGGCUCCGGCUCUAUCGACCGAUGCGAUUCAUGUCUUCCUGGAACAUGCUAUUCUGGUGCCUGCUUAGGCUUUCCUUCGGAGUAUUCCAUGGAUGGCAAGUGCGGAUCACAAAAUAAGAACCUCAAGUGCGGCGGCAAAUGGGGCUCCUGCUGUAGCGCCGCCGGCAAGUGCGGUACGGGUGAAGAAUUCUGUGGUGUGAACAAGUGCCAGAGUGGCAACUGUACGAUGAUCAUUCCAUCAUGGACACCUCCCGAAGUGUCUUCCACAUCAAUGCCUGUUGCUGUUCCCACGCCGACAGCUGGGUCCAUCAGCCCCGACGGUAGCUGCGGGUUCGUAAAGACCAUCAUAAAACACCUCAACGUAGAUGCUAACCGAGAUAGCGGGACCAACAAAUUCGUAUGCAAGGGCUCCAAGUUCGGAGAUUGCUGUAGCUCCUCUGGCUUCUGUGGAUCUACUACUGCUCAUUCAUCCUUUGGAAAUUGCACCAGCACAGACAUCUCACCGGACGGCACUUGUGGUGGUACCAACAAAUACAAGUGUAAAGGAUCGGCCUUUGGCGACUGCUGCAGCUCCUCUGGAUAUUGCGGUUCUUCGACCACCCACUGCUCGACUGCUGGUUGCCAGACUGGGUUUGGCACUUGCACCGGGACCUCUCUCUCGCCCGACGUAAAAAGUACCAAUGUAAAGGCUCUGGUUACGGCGACUGUUGCUCAUCUUCAGGAUAUUGCGGCUCAACAAGUGGUCACUGUACCGCAGGCUGCCAGGGCUCAUUCGGGACCUGCACAGUCACUGACAUCUCGCCCGACGGUACCUGCGGUGGAACGAACAAGUACAAAUGCAAAGGCAGUCCCUUCGGUAACUGCUGCAGUUCAUCCGGGUAUUGCGGCGACACGACUGCGCACUGUCAAGCAGGUUGCCAAUCACAAUUCGGGACCUGCUCUGCUACGGCAUCAACAACCAAACCAUCAUCCCCAACCCGGUGUAUCGACAGAUGGCACAUGUGGCGGCUCCAAAGGGCCUCAAGUGUCAAGGGCAGCCCGUUCGGAAACUGUUGCAGCUCAGGUGGAUAUUGCGGCGAUACUGUUCAACACUGCGCACAAGGCUGAAAUCAUUCUCAAGGCGCUUGUCUUACAGCAAACGUCCCCACUCUCAACGGAGACUGCGGCGAUAGUAAAGGCGGGUACACCUGUGCCAACGGUCCUUUCAAUGGCCAAUGCUGCUCUACCGGAGGCUUCUGCGGACCAGCUCCUCGAUUUCGUGAUUCCCCCAAAGUUCAAGAAUCAUUACACAUUUGUUGAGAACAUAGUCACACAGCGCCUAGAAGAGAAGCGAAAGCGCGAGAAGGAGAAUACACCAAUCGAAAGAGAAGACACGCUUCACUUUUUAUGCAGCGCGAAAGACCCCGACACCGGUGCACCAGCUUUUGGCCGAAGAGACCUGCUGGGAGAAGCCAAUCUCCUAAUCAUGGCGGGCUCGGAUACGACGUCUAUUACGAUAAGCAGCUUGUUGGUCUACCUCACGCAUAAUCGGCGCGCAUAUCUGAAGCUGAUCGAAGAGAUCAGGGACAUGUUCCUUAGUGCUGAAGACAUUGUCCAUGGUCCCAAGUUAUUGACCGACUGCAAGUACUUGCGAGCUUGUAUCGACAAGACGUCGUGCGUCUCUCCUGCAGGUCCGAUCCAACUUGCGAGAGAGGUUUUAGCAGGAGGCACGUCUAUCAAUGGCGAGCAUUAUUCAGCCGGUGUUGUCCUCGGUACGCCUAAUUGGGCCAUGGGACGAAAUGAAGCGCACUACGGGGACGCGUACACCUUCGGACCCGAGCAAUGGGUAGUAUCGGAUGAGUUGGAAUCUUUUGUCGCUGACGACGUGCGCAGGCUGAUACGUAGCCUUCAUACCUUCUUCAAGAGACCUGGAGAUUGUGUGGGGUAG